GCCACUAACCUUUAGGAUCGCAGGAUGAACGCCCUCAAUACUCUGCUUCUCUUGGCUUUUAGCCUCUCUGUUGCUCAAUCCCUGAAUUACAAGUCUCUCAGCCAGUUCAGAAAAAUGAUCUUGUGCCUGAUGCCUGAUAGCUGGCCUGUCUUUGACUACAUCGACUAUGGCUGCUACUGUGGAAAGGGUGGCUCCGGCACACCUGUGGACGAGCUAGAUAGGUGCUGCUACGUGCAUGACCAGUGUUAUAAUGACGCUGUGCAGCAUCCCGAUUGUUGGCUCAUCUUUGACAACCCUUACACAGAAUACUAUCACUACAGCUGUGAUAAGGACCAGAAGAAGGUCACCUGUAGCAACAAAAAUGAUGAAUGUGAGAUGUUCAUCUGUGAGUGUGACAGAAAAACCGCAGAAUGUUUUACCCGGUCAACAUGGAACCCUGAGCACGAGCACCUACCCAGCCACAUGUGCAACUGAAGACCCCAGCAAACUUGAUCCAACCGAUGUCUCCACAUGCAGCAACCAAAAUUUGCUGCAGUGUAACUGGAAUAUUUGGAACAGUACAUUACUAUCAGUAAGCAUCCAUCAUGAUUGUGUACUGUAUUGUUUAUACAACAGCCCUUGCCUCAAUUCAAAUGUUUCCAUUAAAAAUGUUGUCGUACAUGAUUAUAAAUGAUAUUGAUGGCAUUUAUUGAACAGUUGCACUUCGAAAUAGUGUUGAAAAUCAUCAGACUUUAAAUGUCUGCAUCAUAAGAAGGA
Molecule: messenger RNA, 756 nt
Organism: Phycodurus eques (leafy seadragon)
Lineage: Eukaryota; Metazoa; Chordata; Actinopteri; Syngnathiformes; Syngnathidae
Product: phospholipase A2, minor isoenzyme-like
Exons: 4
Coding region: 25-474 (149 amino acids)
Biological process (GO): phospholipid metabolic process; lipid catabolic process; arachidonate secretion
Molecular function (GO): phospholipid binding; calcium ion binding
Source: RefSeq, a predicted model, not a curated record